This is a messenger RNA of Lottia gigantea (owl limpet), 486 nucleotides long. RefSeq lists its product as hypothetical. Gene Ontology annotation, molecular function: transmembrane transporter activity. Bases 1 to 486 code for a protein of 161 amino acids. The record is from RefSeq and is a predicted model, not a curated record. NCBI's taxonomy places the organism in Eukaryota, Metazoa, Mollusca, Gastropoda, Lottiidae. Gene Ontology annotation, biological process: transmembrane transport. The transcript is spliced from 4 exons. Gene Ontology annotation, cellular component: membrane.
AUGAGUGUGUUUGGUGUUAUGUCGACUAACUGUGGUCCGGAUGAAGUAACAAAACCAGAAAAUGUAUUCGAUGUUUCAGAUUUGGUAGAAAGAAAACAGGAGUUACGUUUUAUUUAUUUGGUGAAUUUAAUCUUUUUGGAAAAAAUCGGGGCGGAAGGGGCAUUUUCAGUCUGUUUCUUCUACACACCAGAACUCUUCCCGACCAAUGUAAGGAACGUUGGUCUUGGCUCGGCGUCAGUUGCAGCUAGAACUGGUGGUAUGAUAGCACCGUUUUCCAGGCUAAUGAUCCAGCAUAUUCCAUGGGGACCCGGAGCGAUAUUUAGUAUUUUCUGUUUAGUAUCAGCUUUUCUAGUGAUAUGGUUACCAGAAACUAAAGAAAAACAACUUCCACAAACUAUGGCAGAUAUCAAACUUCUCUAUCCAAAGGGGAAUAGGAAAGCGGUUAAAGAUGUAGAAUUAGAACACGGGUUGAACUUCUUGCAGUAA